Molecule: messenger RNA, 816 nt
Organism: Aspergillus bombycis
Lineage: Eukaryota; Fungi; Ascomycota; Eurotiomycetes; Eurotiales; Aspergillaceae
Product: carbonic anhydrase family protein
Exons: 2
Coding region: 1-816 (271 amino acids)
Molecular function (GO): carbonate dehydratase activity; zinc ion binding
Source: RefSeq, a predicted model, not a curated record
AUGAAGUUCAUCACUGCUUUUCUCCCCCUCCUUGCCGGGGCAUCAGCCUCGUGCAUCUCCAGCCCUGUCGUACGCCGUGCGGCAGAUGGUCUGGUUGACAUCAACAAGUUCAACUACACCAAACUCGGCGGCCCCUUGAACUGGUACGGUCUUGAUGAUGCCAACGAGGCCUGCUCCACGGGAAGCCACCAGUCGCCCAUUGUCAUUGACAGCGCUGCCAUCGAUUAUGCUGCAUCGGGCUCCCUCAAGCUCAACCUGCCCCUGGCUGACGGCGCCAAGUUCGAGAACCUGGGGUCCGGUCUCCAGGUUUCCUUGACCAAUGGCUCCUUGGUGGCUAACAACAAGACCUACCCUCUGGCCCAGUUCCACUUCCAUACCCCCAGUGAGCACCGCGUCAACGACGAAUACUUCCCCAUGGAAGUCCACUUCGUCUUCCAAACUGCCGCCAAGGAGACCGCUGUCGUCGGCUUCUUCUUCCAGCUCUCGGAGUUCGGCUACUCCGUUCCCCUUUUCGACUCUGUUUUCGCACACAUCGAUAACAUUGCCGAUGCCGGUACUUACACCACGACUGGCGAGCUGGACUUCGAGGGCCUUCGUUCUCACUUCACUCGCCAUGGCGUCUACCAGUACACCGGUUCCCUGACCACCCCUCCCUGCACUGAGGAAGUUGUCUGGUACCUCAGCACCGAGCCUCUCCCUCUCAACGUGCAGACCUACAACAAGGUCAAGAAGAUUCUUAAGUACAACGCACGCUACACUCAGAACGCCCUGGGUGAAGACAACCUCUUGGAGGUUGCCGCCCACAAAUUGAACUGA